GAAGCGAACCGCCCGUAAGCCAGCCUACGCGCCGUCAAGGAGGAGUGUGUGAGCGAGCGUAGUUCUAUGUGCUGGUCUGUUUACAUUUAUCGUAGGAGGAGGGCUACCUACUUGCGCGUGAAAGGGGAGAAAUUCGGACGAGUGACUACCAUGGCAUGGGACUGUAACACGACCGAUGCGAGUGUCUGACCGAAACAAAAGCGCUGUAAAGGGACACUGAGCGGCGUUGAGCCAUGGGAGGGCAGAUAACCCGAAAUGCCUUGUACGACUCCUUCAGCGGUCCCUUCCCCCAGGCCGCCCAGCGAUGCCACCACAAGUCCAAGCGCUGUCUCCAGCUGCACCAGUGUGGGGGCCGGCUGGGCCUGGGCGGGGUGAUGGGGGGCGUAGGGGUCGGCGGAGGUGGCGGUGGCGGCGUGCCCUCGGCCCCCCUCAGCCCCCUGCUCUUCCACGCCAGCGCCAAGGGCUCCCAGAUCCUGAUGGACCUGAGCCAGCGGGCCGUGAAGAGGCAGGCCAGCUUCUGCAACGCCAUCACCUUCAGCAACCGGCCCAUCGCACUCUACGAGCAGGUUCGACUCAAGAUCACCAAGAAGCAGAGCUGCUGGAGCGGUGCCCUGCGUCUGGGCUUCACCUCCAAGGACCCGUCGCGCAUCAACCCGGACACGCUGCCCAAGUACGCAUGCCCUGACCUGGUGUCCCAGAGCGGCUUCUGGGCCAAGGCGCUGCCCGAGGAGUUCGCCAACGAGGGCAGCGUCAUCGCCUUCUGGGUGGACAAGAAGGGACGCGUCUUCUACCGUAUCAACGAGUCCAGCCCCAUGCUGUUCUUCAGCGGCGUGCGGACCUCGGAGCCGCUGUGGGCGCUCAUCGACGUCUACGGACUGACGCGCGGAGUGCAGCUGCUGGAGAGUGAGAUGGUCCCUCCGGAGUGCCUGCGUCCCCGCUCCUUCACCACCGUCCGCGCCUCCUCCCUCCGCCGCGAGGCAGAGGAGUCGCGCCUCUCCGUCAGCCUCUGCGACCUCAACCUCCAGCAAGACGACUCCAACACCGCCAACGCCGCAGGCGGCAACGGAGGACCGGGAGGGAGCGGCGGAGGAGGCAGAGGGGGUGUCGUGGGCAGCAGCGGUACCCUUGGAAGGCACAGCGUCGGAGGCGUCGGCGGGAGCAUGAGCUCAGGCGGAGGAGGAGGAGGCGGCGGCGCCCAUCAUCACCAUCACCACCAUCUCCGCCUGGCGCCACCGGCCCCCGUGCCCUGCCCCAUCCCCCAGAACUCGCUCAACUCGCAGCAGUCGCACCUCCUCCCCCAGGCACUAGAGGGCGAGCUGCGCUUCCACCAGCUGCGGGCCGCCAACGUGCGGACGGUGGACGACGGGCAGACGGUGGCCCUGAUGCGAUCGGAAGUUACCGGAAAUUCAAACGCGAGCACGAGCUCCAAUAGCAGCAGCUGUGGUGGUGGUAGCGGUAAUGGUGGUGGUGGUGGCAGUGGAGGUGGUAGCGGUAAUGGUGUCGCUAAUGCUGCAGGAGGAGGUGGAGGUGCUGGAGGAGGAGGAGCAACCACUGGUGGAGGUGGGGGAGGACCUGGAGGUUGCAGGGACCGCUGCGGAGAAGAACGUGCCCUGGUCUUCACCGAGCGCCCCUUGCGACCCGGCGAGACGGUUUUCCUCAAAGUCACCAAGUCCAGCCCCUCGCGCUCCGGAGCUCUGGCCUACGGAGUGACCUCGUGCGACCCGGCCACCCUGCGCCCCAGCGACCUGCCCGGCAACCCAGAGGCCCUGGUGGACCGCAAGGAAUUCUGGGCCGUGUGCCGGGUGCCGCAGCCGCUGCAGAGCGGCGACAUCCUUGGCUUCCUGGUGACGCCCGAAGGCGAGGUGGUGCUGAGCCACAACGGCACCAGCGCCGGCAUGCAGGUGUGCGUGGACAACUCGCGGCCCCUCUGGAUGUUCUUCGGCCUGCACGGAGCCAUCUCGCAGCUCAGGAUACUGGGCUCCACUCACCCUGGAGAUCCCAGAGUGACGUCCAGUCCCGGCUCUCCCACCUCCUCGUCGCCCCACACUCCCAUGGGCCUUUGCAGCGGCAGCUCAGAACCCAUGCUCAAUGGAGGAUGUUCCGGAGCUUUCUACCACUCCGUCGGAGGAACGUCUCCCAACUCACCCAUCAGCAUGCCCAAGUCGCCCACCUUCCCCUCCACGUCGGGCAGCUGGCAGGACGAGUGCUCCAUCUGCUACGAGAACGUGGUGGACACGGUCAUCUACGCGUGCGGCCACAUGUGCCUCUGCCACACCUGCGGGCUGCGGCUCAAGCGCAUGGCCAACGCAUGCUGUCCCAUCUGCCGCAGGCCCAUCAAGGACAUCAUCAAGACCUACCGCAGCACAUAGGACUAGUAGGGAAAUACUACACUUCCCAUAAUUCAACUGGGUCUUUUAAACAGGAAAUGAGCUUGGUUUACUAAGCAAGGAACUGGCCUUGCCGCUGUCAACUCCCUGCUGUUCUGUCUGCAUCAAGCCCAUCAAGGACACCGCAGCACAUAGUAGUAGACUAGGUGGAGAUGGACAGGAACACUACACUUCCCAUGAUUCAACUGGGUCUUUUAAACAGGAAAUUGGCCAUGGACAACGUCCUGCUGUUUCUAUCUGCAGGAGGUCCAUCAAGGACAUCAUCAAGAUGUUCCGCAGCACAUAGUAGACUAGAUGGAGGACAGAAAUACUACAUUUCCAGUGAUUCAACUGGGGUUUUCAAACAGGAUGUGGGCCCAGCCCUGCCUGCUAGUUUGCAAGAGGCACAAUUUGACAUCAACACCUACAGUACAGCAGCAUGUAGAGGCAGGACGAGGGAGGGAAAACUACAUUUCCCACAAUUCAACUGAGUUUUGAAACAGGAUAUGAUUCAAAACCUGAACAUUCAUACGGACAUCAUCGAAACUUUAAACAGUACAUAGGAUCUGUAUUUUACUACCGUGCAGUUCCAGUUGUUCAACAACAUGGGCUUUU
Engraulis encrasicolus (European anchovy) is the source of this 2981-nucleotide messenger RNA. It is a transcript of the gene neurl1aa, whose product is annotated as neuralized E3 ubiquitin protein ligase 1Aa. Bases 234 to 2369 code for a protein of 711 amino acids. Gene Ontology annotation, molecular function: ubiquitin protein ligase activity. Gene Ontology annotation, cellular component: postsynaptic density; plasma membrane. The record is from RefSeq and is a predicted model, not a curated record. Gene Ontology annotation, biological process: negative regulation of Notch signaling pathway. The transcript has 6 exons. Lineage: Eukaryota; Metazoa; Chordata; Actinopteri; Clupeiformes; Engraulidae.